Pieris brassicae (large cabbage white) is the source of this 1024-nucleotide messenger RNA. Its product is annotated as TIP41-like protein. The transcript is spliced from 6 exons. Gene Ontology annotation, biological process: TOR signaling. Bases 162 to 1004 code for a protein of 280 amino acids. Gene Ontology annotation, cellular component: cytosol. NCBI's taxonomy places the organism in Eukaryota, Metazoa, Arthropoda, Insecta, Lepidoptera, Pieridae. The record is from RefSeq and is a predicted model, not a curated record.
GUUUGACGUUUAGAUUUAAUUUGUGAUUUAAUUGUUUGGUUUGUAGUUUGUUCCAUUCUGAUAUAUGGUUAAUGAUUGAAUCAAUUAAAUAAGUAACAAAUUACUUUAAAAAUAUUAAUAAUCUUUCAUUCACAUGUAAAUUAGGCUUCUUUACCAUUGAAAUGAGUAGUCAUUUUCCGAAUUUGUUGACCGAGCACAAUCAAAUUGACUCGAGAGGAUACACUUCAAACUCGAAGUCAAUAGAGUUUGGACCAUGGCAUAUAUCAUUUGAUGUCAGCUGUAUUCUACCAAGUAUGUGUUCAACCAAAAUUGUUUGUGAACGAAAUGAUGAUCAGUUCUGCCAGUUUUGUAUAUACAGCAGAGAAUUAAGCAUACCACAUUUUCCUGAUAUGAUAUUUCCAAAGAAUAUUCUCAUCUUACAGCAUACCAAUGGUGCUAAAAUAGAGUUUAACCCUCUUGAUGCAUUAAAAAGAGUGUCAGUUAGAACGGAGGCUAUCGAAGUAUCCUGUGCAGAAGAAUGGCUAGAAAGCAGGCCAGGUGCAACAAAAAAGAAGCAACCUUUUGAUUGGACCUUCUCAACAGAUUACAAAGGAACCCUGUCUGGAAAUUUAACUGUUCAGGAUUCUGAAGAGACAAUAGACUUUGAACUCCUAAAAAAGAAAGAACAAAUAUUAUUCUAUCAUGAUCUUACAUUAUUCGAAGACGAAUUACAUGAUCAUGGGAUUUCAAAGCUAUCAGUAAAAAUUAGAGUGAUGCCGACAUAUUGGUAUGUGCUGUUAAGAUAUUUCUUAAGAGUAGAUGAUGUCCUUGUUCGUUCCUUUGAGACCAGAAUGUUUCAUAUAAUCAAUACAGAUUAUGUAUUAAGAGAGUUUACUGCCAAAGAAGCAAGGGCGCAGGAUUUAAAUAUGCCCACAACACACAUGAAGGAUGCAGAUGACGUUAUACCUUACUUGCCUGUCAAGGAAAAAGUAACAGAUAAACUGGUUGUGAAUAUAAAUAAUUAAAAAUAAAGAUCUCAAAGUAU